AUGGGGGAGGCGGUGCUCUCCCAGGCGGCGAUGAACCUCUUCUUCCGCUACGCCAGCGCUGGCAUCGUUACCGACGACCCCCAGGGACAAGACAUGUACAGCAUGCGCUCCUCCUCCUCCUGGGCUCGCUCCGACCUCCUCUGGCCCGUUAAGACCCAAGGCCCCUGCGGCGACUGCUGGGCGUACGCGGUGGUGGGCAGCAUCGAAACAGCCUACAGCAUCAUGGCGAACCUGUCACUGGCACCGGUGCUGGCAGUGCAGCCGCUGACCACCGCCAUGAAGGCCGGCUGCUCCGGUAGCACGCCCUCCCAGGCCUUCCAGUUGCUGCUCAAGUUGGCUCGCCGGGGAGGGGGGGGGCAGCUUAUGAUAACGAGUGACUGGGCUGGCAGGAGUGGGAAUAGGAAUGGCAAGAGGAGGGGUAAGGUGAUGGGCAGGAGUGGGAUGUGCUCGCCGCUGCUGAAGCCGCUGGCGAUGCUGCUGGGCGUGCCAUGCAGUAAUGGCAGUGGCGCCAUAAAGCUACUAAUCCUUGCCCGUGUGUCUCUCCAACUAUGCCCCCCGCAGCGCGGCGGGGUCAGUGAGCUCUUCAUCAGGGGCUUUGAGUCGACGUCCUUCUACGGCUGGUUUGGGCUGCUGCUGGCCGUGCAGCGCCAGCCAGUGGUGGUGCACAUAGAGGCGUCAGCCCCAUCUUUCAAGGAUUACGAUGGGGUGAGUGGAGGGCUACAAUGGCUUGACGCAAUGACUACGAUGAGCAUGGGGAUCGUCUGA
This is a messenger RNA of Closterium sp. Yama58-4, 765 nucleotides long. The record is from the annotation of a GenBank genome assembly. NCBI's taxonomy places the organism in Eukaryota, Viridiplantae, Streptophyta, Zygnematophyceae, Desmidiales, Closteriaceae.